AAGGAAAAGGAAAAAUGGUUGAGAGCUCCCUCCCUCCCACAGUAGAGGUUUGACUUGCUGCGAUCGCCCACUGCACAUCUGCUCCUAUACGUAGCACACAUCUGUAUCUGUAUAUAUACACACACUCGAGAUCUCUUCCUCUUCACAGUUCUUGUCCCAACGCUAAAGACAGCGCAGACAAAGCAGAGAGAGAGAGAGAGAGAGAUUAGAUAAUAUAUUACGAGCAUAUAUACCUAGAGUGAGAGAGAGAGAAGAGAGAGAGAGAGAGAGGCGCAGGGAUUCAAGCUUCUCUCUCUGACUUCACCGUUGUCCUCCACCAGAUUCAAUCGAGCUUCUUAUAUUUGCGAGUGGGUUGACUUGUAUUGACUAAUUGAUGAGUGUAGAGUAUCGAUGGAUAUGUUGAGAGAUGAAGUGAGGAUUUGACAAAUGGGGUGUGUUUUUGGUCGAGAGGUGUCGUCGGGCAGAGUGAACGAGGUUAAGGAGGAAGAGAAGAGGGAGGGUGAGAGUAGAAAGAGCUCCAAGAAUUCGAAGGUUGAAUCUAGCGGGACUGUACGGGUUGGGGAUAGUGGGGGGCUUGGUAAGGAGAAUGGCGAGGGGGUUAGUAAUGGCGUGACACGGAAGGAAGAGAAGGUCGAUGGGGACCGGCGGUCGCACGGUGAGAGGAGGAGAUCGAAACCAAACCCUAGGCUGAGUAAUCCCCCGAAGCAUAAACACGGGGAGCAAGUUGCAGCAGGAUGGCCGUCUUGGCUUUCUGCGCAUGUUGGCGAAGCAAUCGACGGUUGGCUUCCUCGACGUGCAGACACUUUUGAGAAGAUUGACAAGAUUGGGUCAGGAACAUAUAGCAAUGUCUACAAAGCAAGAGAUACUGUGACCGGGAAAAUUGUUGCCUUAAAGAAGGUACGCUUUGAUAAUUUGGAACCAGAAAGUGUGAGAUUUAUGUCCAGGGAGAUUAUUAUUUUGCGGCGACUUGAUCAUCCCAAUGUUAUAAAAUUGGAGGGUUUGGUCACUUCGAGAAUGUCGUGUAGUUUGUAUCUCGUAUUUGAGUACAUGGAGCAUGAUUUGGCUGGACUCGCAGCAAGCCCAGAAAUCAAGUUUACCGUAGCACAGGUUAAGUGUUACAUGCAUCAGCUAUUAUCUGGGCUUGAGCACUGUCACAACCGUGGUGUACUCCAUCGUGACAUUAAAGGGUCAAAUCUUCUUAUCGACAAUGGAGGAGUACUAAAGAUAGCUGAUUUUGGGUUGGCCACCAUUGUCGAUCCUAGCCACAAGCACCCUCUAACUAGCAGGGUGGUUACACUCUGGUAUCGAGCUCCGGAGCUUCUUCUUGGGUCUAACGACUACGGUGCAGGCAUAGACCUGUGGAGUGCGGGUUGUAUUUUAGCUGAAUUGUUGUUUGGGAAGCCUAUCAUGCCUGGUCGUACAGAGGUAGAGCAAUUGCAUAAGAUCUACAAGCUUUGUGGUUCUCCUUCUGAUGAAUAUUGGAAAAAAUCAAAGUUGCCAAAUGCAACUUUAUUCAAGCCCCGGGAGCCUUAUAAGCGCUGCGUUUCAGAGACAUUCAAACAUUUCCCUCCAUCAGCACUGCCUUUAAUUGAAACUCUUAUUGCCAUUGAUCCAGCUGAACGUAAAACUGCGACAGAUGCAUUACAGAGCGAAUUUUUCACAACAGAGCCCCAUGCUUGCACUCCUUCUAGUCUACCGAAAUACCCUCCCACCAAGGAGAUGGAUGCCAAACGACGUGAUGACGAGGCUCGCAGGCUUAGAGCUGCUAAUAAACCCCAGGCUGAUGGUGCUAAGAAAACACGCACUCGUGAUCGGGCCGUUCGAGCAAUGCCUGCCCCAGAAGCCAAUGCUGAGCUUCAAUCUAAUCUCGAUCAGCGGCGGCGCCUAAUCAGCCAUGCAAAUGCAAAAAGCAAGAGCGAGAAGUUUCCUCCACCUCACCAGGACGGAGCUCUCGGUGUCCCGUUGGGCGCUUCACAUCACAUUGACCCUGCCUUUGUUCCUUCUGAUAUCCCCUUUAGCACUAACUUAUUCACAUACUCAAAAGAACAGGUUCCAAAUUGGUCAGGUCCUUUCGAUGACACUAUGGCUGUUGGUGCUCCAAGGAGAAAUAAGCAUGCGGGAGUUGAUACUCCAGAAACGACAAAAUCAUAUACGGGAAGAAGAGAAAAGAGUAGCAAUCCACGGGCUAAAGGGAAAGGAAGUGUGGCUUGAAUUUUUGUUGCGUAUAUUGAAGAGUUACAUACAGGGGCGCUGGCCUAUUUUUCGACUUAAUUCUGGGAGAACAGCAAACCUACUGGACCCAAACAGAUUCAAUCGGCCGAGAACAGCAUUUUCCUCGUGUUUGAGUUGGAGGGUAAAUUUUUUCAUUCUCAUUUUUUUCCAAUUCGCACAUAAAGAUCUUUCUUCUCAUCCUCUAUUCGUUGGGUUGGGAGAGGCUUCCCUUGUUAUGUCUACUGUUUUUCUUCCUCUUUGUGUUGAAAGUUAGAACUCCGAACUGUUUUUUUAAUAAAAAGUUUGAGAGCUCGACACUCUGUUGUUUUAUUUCUGUUCAGCAUUAGACUUUUAAGAUCUCAACCUUGGUGCUUUGGUCAGUUGUUGGAUGGUUGGUUUUUUACUUUGUCUGAUUGUAAUUAGUUUGAUCGAGUUCUGCUGUAGGCUUCAGAUCUGUAAUUGUCUUUGACAGAAGUAUCUCUCAAGGGAACGCCUUUUUCAAUUUUUAAGAAGCUCUUUGUUUUA
This is a messenger RNA of Rhododendron vialii, 2736 nucleotides long. RefSeq names its product probable serine/threonine-protein kinase At1g54610. Gene Ontology annotation, molecular function: ATP binding; cyclin-dependent protein serine/threonine kinase activity; RNA polymerase II CTD heptapeptide repeat kinase activity. The coding region runs from base 427 to 2211 and encodes 594 amino acids. Gene Ontology annotation, cellular component: cyclin-dependent protein kinase holoenzyme complex; nucleus. The transcript has 8 exons. The record is from RefSeq and is a predicted model, not a curated record. Lineage: Eukaryota; Viridiplantae; Streptophyta; Magnoliopsida; Ericales; Ericaceae. Gene Ontology annotation, biological process: positive regulation of transcription elongation by RNA polymerase II; protein phosphorylation.